AUGAAUAUAACUUCGCUUAAGAACAGUCUCAACGAUCACGUGAAGAGACCGAUGAAUGCAUUUAUGGUUUGGAGUCGCGGACAGAGACGUAAAAUUGCAUUAGAAAAUCCCAAAAUGCAUAAUUCAGAGAUCAGUAAACGAUUAGGAAAUGAAUGGAAAAAUUUGAGCGAUGUCGAGAAGAGACCGUUCAUUGAAGAGGCAAAACGUUUAAGAGCCAUGCAUAUGAAAGAACAUCCCGAUUAUAAAUACAAACCCCGUCGUAAACCUAAGCAUCUUAUGAAAAAAGACAGAUAUCCAUUUCCGAUGCCUUACAUUCAGGCGCCUAUGGAUUACCUGAAUUUUCAGGCGGCCGCCGCUUCUCUACCGCGAUCUUUAUUUCCACCGCUGACCCCAUCAUUAGGUUUGAAUCCAUUCAAUGAGGCGUACUUUCCGCCUAUCGACACUAGUAGAGCAGCUCCGGGACAUGAGUCAAAUAUAAUGGAUCACCCGAUGUUUGCAUCACAUCAUCACAACCAUCAAAUGUCCGGUGAAACCAAAUUAGGAUUAACGGGUGGUUUUGAUAUGAAAAGUCUACUGCUUUCGGGUCAUAAUCACUGUCAGAAUAAUACGAACCUCAAUUCACAGCAAUGUACGGCACCAUACAAUCUACUGGUGCCCUGUAGUUGUGCAAUGCAUAGUAACACUCCGACACCGGGAGCACUAGGCUUGCAAUCAUUGGCGUCAAUAGCACAGUCAUGCACUGGCACAUCAACAAUAUCAUCGACAUCUCAAUCUAAUAAUUUAAUCCGACCGGUGGUUAAACUACACACCAGCGCUGGUCAUCGACCAGAAAGCGAUCGCAAUAAAUGCAACAGUGAGUCGCCGUCACCCAUCGGGUUUCGGAUCAAUCAUUCAGCCGCUGCAUUGAGCAACCAUUCAUCGGCGUCUUCGAGUCCCUCAUCUCCAGUUCCCACACUCACUGCCUCGCAUUUGUUUGGACUUUAUUCUCAUUAUUUCACAAAUGCCAAUGGUGCAACCGAUGGGUGGACUCCAUCAAUGGUAACGCCUUAUCAUUACUUAUACACACGAGAGCUGAUGUUUAGAGUGCUCUUCAGUGAACAGUUAGCUGUCUGUCGACUAACACUUCAUGAGAUUGUUAUUUGA
Molecule: messenger RNA, 1143 nt
Organism: Oppia nitens
Lineage: Eukaryota; Metazoa; Arthropoda; Arachnida; Sarcoptiformes; Oppiidae
Product: transcription factor Sox-14-like
Exons: 6
Coding region: 1-1143 (380 amino acids)
Biological process (GO): anatomical structure morphogenesis; regulation of DNA-templated transcription; cell differentiation
Molecular function (GO): RNA polymerase II cis-regulatory region sequence-specific DNA binding; DNA-binding transcription factor activity, RNA polymerase II-specific
Source: RefSeq, a predicted model, not a curated record